This is a messenger RNA of Phaeoacremonium minimum UCRPA7, 240 nucleotides long. RefSeq names its product putative endoribonuclease l-psp protein. NCBI's taxonomy places the organism in Eukaryota, Fungi, Ascomycota, Sordariomycetes, Togniniales, Togniniaceae. The coding region runs from base 1 to 240 and encodes 79 amino acids. The record is from RefSeq and is a predicted model, not a curated record. Gene Ontology annotation, cellular component: cytosol; mitochondrion. Gene Ontology annotation, molecular function: deaminase activity. The transcript is spliced from 2 exons.
AUGUCGAAGCAAGCCGUUUUCACAGACAAGGCGCCUGCGCCACGGCCUGUCUAUAGCCAAGCCAUUAUCGCCAACGGCUUUGUCUUCUGUUCUGGCCAAACUCCAAAGGAUGUUAAUGGAAAGAUUAAUACGGAAGGCACUGUUCAGGACCGCGCACGUCAAUGCAUUGAAAACCUCGGUGCAGUUCUUGAAGCUGCGGGCUCCAGCUUCGACAAGGUCGUUGAGGUCAACGGUGAGUAA